AUGUGUGACGAUCAGGACACUCGCCCUACCAAGAUUCAGCGAACUGAGGCUUCGGAGGAGACUCAGGUGGACAAGUCUAGCGGUGUUACCACCGCCUCUCGCUCGGAGAACGCCGCUCUGAAGGGUGUGCAGCCUUUCGGUGCCUCGAGCGCUAGCGACUUCUUGAGCAAUGUCUCGCGUUUCAAGAUUAUUGAGUCGACUCUGCGUGAGGGUGAGCAAUUCGCCAACGCUUUCUUCGACACGGAGACCAAGAUCAAAAUUGCCAAGGCUUUGGACAAGUUCGGUGUGGACUGCAUUGAGCUGACUUCGCCGGCUGCCUCGGAGCAGAGCCGUAAGGACUGUGAGGCCAUCUGCAAGCUUGGCCUGAAGGCUAAGGUCAUCACUCAUAUCCGUUGCCACAUGGACGACGCUCGUAUUGCCGUGGAAACCGGUGUUGACGGUGUGGAUGUCGUUAUGGGCACGUCCAAGUUCCUGCGUGAAUACUCGCACGGUAAGGACAUGACCUACAUUACUAAGGCUGCUGUCGAGGUUAUCAACUUCGUGAAGAGCAAAGGUAUUGAGAUUCGUUUCUCGACCGAGGACUCGUUCCGCUCGGAUCUCGUUGACCUGCUGAGCAUUUACCAGGUGGUCGACAAGGUCGGUGUGAACCGUGUUGGUGUGGCUGAUACUGUCGGUGUGGCGAACCCGCGUCAGGUGUACGACCUUGUCCGUACUCUUCGUGGUGUUGUGGGUUGUGACAUCGAGUGCCACUUCCACAACGACACGGGCUGUGCUAUUGCGAACGCCUACACUGCUCUGGAGGCUGGUGCCACUCACGUGGACACCUCUGUGCUGGGUAUUGGUGAGCGCAACGGUAUUCCGAGUUUGGGUGGUUUCAUUGCUCGUAUGUACGCUGCCGACCGUGAUUAUGUUAUGAGCAAAUACAACCUGCAGGCCCUUCGUGAGGUCGAAGACAUUGUGGCUGAUGCUGUUCAGGUCCAGAUUCCUUUCAACAACCCUGUCACUGGUUACUGUGCUUUCACGCACAAGGCUGGUAUCCAUGCCAAGGCCAUUCUUGCGAACCCGAGCACGUACGAGAUCCUCAAGCCCGAGGACUUCGGUAUGAGCCGCUAUGUUUCCAUUGGCCACCGCCUCACUGGCUGGAACGCGGUGAAGAGCCGUGCGCAGCAGCUUGGUCUUGACCUGACUGAUGACCAAAUCAAGGCUGCCACCAACCGUAUUAAGGUUAUGGCUGACAUUAAGGACCAGACGAUGGAGGACGUUGACGCUGUUCUGCACGUGUUCCACCGUGCGAUCCGGAAUGGCCAGAACGUGAGCCAAGAUGCUGUGUUUGACAAGCUCUUUGAGCAGCACGUUGCUGCACGUGGCAAUGCGAUUGAGGAUGGUCCGGCUGAGGACAACUAA
Molecule: messenger RNA, 1404 nt
Organism: Malassezia pachydermatis
Lineage: Eukaryota; Fungi; Basidiomycota; Malasseziomycetes; Malasseziales; Malasseziaceae
Product: homocitrate synthase
Exons: 2
Coding region: 1-1404 (467 amino acids)
Cellular component (GO): mitochondrion
Molecular function (GO): homocitrate synthase activity
Source: RefSeq, a predicted model, not a curated record